AGCUCAGGUGCACGAUGAAGCUACAUCUUUUGUUGAUCGUGCUCGCCGCGGCGUCGGCGCACUACCACGCCAGGAUUGGGGUGCCCGCCGCCGCCCGUAUAUGGCAGCUGGAGAACGGCGGUGAGACCAGAAUAACAGGCGGGUUACCCUCCUAUAGAAGUUUGCAUCCGUUCUUCGCCGGCUUACUUAUCGCGCUGCCUAUGAAUUUAACAUCCGUCUGCGGUUCGACGCUUCUGACCGACACCAAACUUAUAACGGCGGGUCACUGCUGGAACGACGGCGAGAGACAAGCCAUCCUGUUCGAAGUCGUCCUGGCCUCCGUGCGGCUGUUCACCGGCGGGACCAGAAUAAUCACCGCCGACGUCGUCCCGCACGAGGCUUACGUACCCGAGACGAUAUACAACGACAUCGCGAUGAUCACCGUGCCGCCCGUCCAAUUCAGCGAACUCAUCAGGCCGAUAAGUUUACCCGUGGAAAACCUGUUCAGUUCUCACGAGGGUCGCGUCGCAACUGUGGUGGGUUACGGAAAAACGGGCGAUGCGAGUGAAAUUACGGGAAGCCAGAGCCUGAGGUUCGCUUUCGUAACUGUGAAACCUAAAGAGGAGUGCGCGAUAUAUGGGAAUUUAUUCGGGGCGUCGAUGAUUUGCACGAAUGGCAUAUACGGCGGGUCCUGCGGAGGGGACUCCGGCGGGCCGCUGUUCAUUUCGGAGCGUUCUGGGGAGAAGUACCUCAUCGGCGUCGUGUCGUAUGGCUCGGCUUAUGGUUGCGAAGCGGGCCACCCUACAGUGUUCACGAGAAUCAGUUCGUUUAUUGACUGGAUAUAUGAUAAAAUUUGUUAUUGAUACUAAUACUAUUCAAUUGAUUAAAUUAUACAAAUUAAUUGCUUUUAAGAAUAAGCAAAUAAUUAUUGGCGUAAAAAUAUU
Ostrinia nubilalis (European corn borer) is the source of this 923-nucleotide messenger RNA. Its product is annotated as collagenase-like. Gene Ontology annotation, molecular function: serine-type endopeptidase activity. NCBI's taxonomy places the organism in Eukaryota, Metazoa, Arthropoda, Insecta, Lepidoptera, Crambidae. The record is from RefSeq and is a predicted model, not a curated record. Gene Ontology annotation, biological process: proteolysis. Bases 15 to 842 code for a protein of 275 amino acids. The transcript has a single exon.